Messenger RNA from Echinops telfairi (small Madagascar hedgehog), 3548 nucleotides. It is a transcript of the gene CEBPG, whose product is annotated as CCAAT enhancer binding protein gamma. Gene Ontology annotation, biological process: DNA-templated transcription; regulation of transcription by RNA polymerase II. The transcript is spliced from 2 exons. Lineage: Eukaryota; Metazoa; Chordata; Mammalia; Afrosoricida; Tenrecidae. The record is from RefSeq and is a predicted model, not a curated record. Bases 205 to 675 code for a protein of 156 amino acids. Gene Ontology annotation, molecular function: RNA polymerase II cis-regulatory region sequence-specific DNA binding; DNA-binding transcription factor activity, RNA polymerase II-specific.
UGCAGCCAGUGAGUGGACUCUGAGUCAUUAGCCACCCUGUAUGGAUUUCUGAGACUGGAGGUUUUCUCGGGAGCACAUCAUAACUGCCAGCAAGGCUCUCUGGCCUUGGAGAGGUGCAUGUGAAGAUUCCUUGGCAGUUUAACCUGGAAACCACUGGUCACCUUGUCCCUGUUUUCACCUGUGCUGGCCAAGGAGCGUGCCCAAAUGAGCAAGAUUUUGCAGACGAACAGCACUGCCGGAGUGAAUGGAAUAAGCGUCAUUCAUCCCCAGGCCCAUGCCAGUGGCUUGCAGCAGGUCCCACAGCUGGUGCCCGCUGGCCCUGGAGGAGGCGGCAAAGCGGUGGCUCCCAGCAAGCAGAGCAAAAAGAGUUCACCCAUGGAUCGCAACAGCGACGAGUACCGCCAACGCCGAGAGAGGAACAACAUGGCAGUAAAAAAGAGCCGGCUGAAAAGUAAGCAGAAGGCCCAGGAUACUCUACAGAGAGUGAACCAGCUCAAAGAAGAGAACGAACGGUUGGAAGCCAAAAUUAAACUGCUGACUAAGGAAUUGAGCGUAUUGAAAGACCUAUUCCUGGAGCAUGCGCAUAACCUUGCCGACAAUGUGCAGCCCAUCAGCACUGACAGCACAGCCAUGCCACCCACUCCGCCAAUGAAUGCCAGUAGCACCGGCCAGUAGACCUCCUGUGUCCAGACUUCACCACUGGUGGCUUGAAGGAGUAGAAUGAAAGGUGUGACCACAGAGCGGUGGCUACAGACUGGCCGGACACUGCUGUGUUCUAGGAUUAGCUCCCAAGGGUCUGUUAGCUAAACAUGUUAGCUAUGUCAUUUGAAUAUGUGGUUGUAAAUGAAAAUGGAUUUUUGUGGGGGAACAAAACAAUUUUUUUUGUGGUGUAUGGUGGGGGGGGCGGUGAAACAAAACAAACACCCACACCAGACUACCCUGGACCUUAUUGUUUUUGAUAAAUCUUGAGAUGUCCAAGAAUUGCCUCUUCUCUAGGUGGACAAAAGGGAUGGGCAAGCUGCAGGCCAUGGUUUGAAUGAAUAUGGUUCAUUAGCUGAAGAAGGUUGAAUUGCCACCCAUGUUAAUAUGUUUGUGAUUUUGUUUUUCUAAACUAUGUAUUAAAAAUCCUUAGAGCUACAGACACUAAUCACUUUGUAAUUUGGAGUGAUUUUACAUACGUCAGAAACCCCAUUUUCAUAUCAGUACUGUAUUUUCCCCAACAAGUGCUAGGUAUGUUUUUUAACUAGUGAUUCCAGGUUAGCUAAAGUAAAUCCUGUAACAUUUUGAAGGCCAGUUAAUUUAAACAUAGUUAAUGUUUAGGAAGUAAGGAAUGAAGGGGUGGGGAAAGGGAAGCACAUUAGUACUGGGGUCUCAAGGUAGCAGCUUUGGGUUAUUGGAUUAGUAUGGAGUUUGCUUCCUAAAAAAGAAAAGUACAGCAAUUUAGAGAGGCCUGCAUACCAAGUUUUUUAGAUCCUGCAGUGCCAAAGUAAACAUUUGGGGUGGGUGAGGGGGUACCAUUUUGGCAACCAAGUUAGUUCACGAAUGACCUGAAUAGUUUAGUCACACAAGCUGCUGAUGAGGGUGUGGAGUGGGAAUUCAGCAGGUGGAUUGUUAGAAAAAUGUGGCGUCAGUUUCAUGCCAUCUCCCAAAAUGCUUGUUUGAAAAAUAACAAAACUUGAAAGUGUAAGGUUUUUAGCCUCUAAUUUAUUUCAUCUUUUUAUUUUAUUUCUGUGACCUUUCUUUUUCCGGUUAGAGAGCUGUUCCUCCAGGCUCCGUUCCACUGCUCUGUUUAUUGUUGCGUGGUUUUAUGUUCCAUAAAUUAUUUUAGAUUGAAAAUAGGUAAAACUCAGGAUGUUGAUGUUUUUGUUGGGAUGAACAAAUGGCCCAUCACUCACGUUGGGAUUCUCUGGCGUCGGGUAACAUUGUUUGUCCUGUGAAUUGUUUUGUUUUGUUCUUGUUAGCACGAUUCUAGCUCAAAUUUGUUGACUUUUUUUUUUUUUAAUGCUGGGACUAGUAAUGAGAGACCGAAUCACAUCUGAUUAAAAUGUUUUUAUCAGGCAUCUCAUGAAUAUGGUGAUUUUAGGCCACACUCCUGUUCAUACAAGGAACUAACCACACAUAAUUCAAUAUAACUCAAGUUGCACCUUUGGGCUUGUAAAAGGCUUGUUAUAGUCUUCCAGCCAGAAGCUGCAUGCUGUCACAGCACCCCGUGAUGCAGCAAAGCCAUGGUCAGGACUGGAAGCCUCUUUGGCAUGUUAGCCACCAGCACCUAGUGUUGUCUCAUAGGAGAUGUAUUCUCGAGUCAGGACACAGUAGAGAGAUUUCUUUUAGGGCCAAGUACCAGUUUACUGUCAGUCGGGCAUCGAUCCACUUGUGAAGAUUGGAACUAACUAGGACAUACCACAAAAUUCUGCUGAAUGUUUAAUAGCUCCUUGAUGGUGAGUAAUUAGCUUAAUUGGAGAGGCACUUAGGUCACUUGAUGCUUUUUAGCACCAAUGAAGUUAGGUUUUCCUGUCUUACUAGGGAAAAAACAUCUUCCAGAAAUGGUGUCCCCAUGGAGUUUACGGUUACCAAGUGCUGUGAACUGAACUGUCUCGAAACUUAAGCUUUUAGGAAACAGUCUGUCAGAACAGAAGGUUGGAACUUGGAAAAACCUAUUCAAGCUACCCUAUCAACCAUGCCAUAAACACUUCCACGUAAGCCAGGAGCUGUGCAUCUUGACUGUUCCUGACCUGGGGGGGACGAAGGGCUUUAGUUUGGUAGACUCACCAGUGUAAAUAAAUAAAACUGAGGAAGCCGUGUGCAGGACAAGUAGGUUUAGAUGGCUUUGAGAAUUGACAGUUGUCUUGUGUGCAUCUUGUGCUGUGCAUUUACCUGGGACCCUCCAGGGUCCAGUCUGCUGGUGGGUUCAGUGUUCUAGGAAGCAGGCUGUGGUGUAAGCUUCGAACUGUGUCCGAGACUCUCCUGGGGUUGCUGGUGGCCCACGUACAAGUUAUGGCUGCAAGAGUGGGGGCUCAGAGCAGCUCUGCCUUGAGAUUUGGGGGAUGUGGGUGCAAACACUUGGGACAUUCUUAACCAAGAAUUAGUGUGGUUUUUACUAUGACCAGAUUUUUGAAAUGUAGGGCAUAAGUGGAAUUUUCCAAUUGACAUAAAAAGGUGAAGGAUGGUCAGUGUACUUUUUGUGGGUAAAAGGAAACACUGUCGCCACUUUUGUUGUCUUAACCCAACUAGAGCACCUGAAGCUUGUACCUGCACAAGCCAUUGAACACUCAGGGCGCUUUUUGAUGCCUUAGAAACAGGAGGGGAAAAAUUUUUUUUUUUAAGAAAAAAAAAAAAGAAACAGGAGAAAUUCUUUCCUGUUUGACAAAAGCUAGGAAGGAGAGAGUCCAUUUUUGCGCUAUUAGAUCUUGUCUCUCAGGGGAAAAACAUGACUUGUUCUUUUUUGUUCCCAACUUUUUCCUCAGUUUGUGAGAUUCCUCUAUUUUUAAAUAUAUAAUUUUAUUUUUUUUAAUGAAUUUGAAAUAAAAAAACAACUUUGGUAAUAAGAA